UGAACAGUCGCACCAAGCAACCACUUCCUGACCAAAUUAUAGCUCUACACCUGCACGGUUCCCAUGAUGGAUGGCAUUUUGACGGACGAGGAGAUCGCCACGCUAGCAAACGACACGACGCCGGCACAACCUCCACGACCUGUGAAGAUCGCCAUGCAGCUCAUCCGCAAGUGCAUGAGUAUGCCACAUGCCGCCGCUCCUCCUUCGACCGAUAACGGUCACGACGACGACGACGAUGCAGAGGUCGCGUCGAUGCUAACUAAACCCGUGUUGCGGUUGGACUGGCAGGGCAUCGCCAAGAUCGAGCACCUCGACGUGUUUUGCCACGUUCGAGACCUGUACCUCCAGCAUAAUGCUAUCCACCGGCUGGAAAACCUCGACUUUCACAGCAACUUGGAGUUUUUAGCGCUUUCGCACAACCAUAUCACGGUGGUGGAGAACAUUUCGCAUUUGACCAAGCUCAAGUUUCUCGACUUGUCGCACAAUCGCAUUGCCCACUUGGAUGUUUCUGCGUUGCCGUCGUCGCUUGUGGUGCUACGACUUGCUGGGAACCCCUGGGCGGAAUCGAACGAUGGGUACUACUUGACGUUGUUCAAAGUGUUGCCGCGCCUGCAAACAGUGGACCAAUACCGCCGGCAAUCGAACGGUGCCGACAGUCCGACGUACCACGGCGACGCUGGUCGUCCAGACGCUGGCAGCCUGACGACGCCGUUGUUUACGACCCCCGAUACGGCGUCGCGUGAAGCGAUCAAAGAACAAAAGGAAGCCAUGAGCGCGCGCCACGUGGACAAGAUGAAGCAGCUGAAUGCGAAUCUCAACGACGAAAAGGACCAAAUCGUCGAGCGGUCGACCCGUCGGAUGCGGGAACGUCGGCAAAAGCUCCAACAGCAAACCAAGACCUUCAUGGAGGAAGCCGCAUCGCAUGUUCAGGCGUUGCAUGCCAAGCACGCGACCUGGCGUCGAGCGCAGCUGGAGGCGACGUCGCAAGCGUCGUAGUGAACGAAGACGUAAACAGUAAUGACAAGGAAACGUAAUGCAUGUUAUACUUGAUACCCUCGUUUCUGCGCCCCAGCCAACUUGUCGACAAUGUCGCCGAUCACAGGGAGGUUCAGGACGGUGCCGAUGAUGGGCGUUUGCCGCAAGAACGCAACGGCCACGGGAAAAAACGAGCCGAAGAGGUUCAAGAAGCCAAAUGACUGCACGACCAUGCCGACCAUCGGCCAGCGCACCAUGACCAAGACGAUCCCGCCUAGGAAGCACACGAUACCGCGCCAACGUUCGACCCGGGUGAAGAAUUUGAUCGUCCGCGACAAGCCGAUGGUGAGUGCCAGACCGGAGAGAAAGAGGACGUCGCCGAUGGCGAGCAGCGCGGCAUCGAAGAAGAGCAUCACCCCCAAGAACAGGAAAGCGAAGCCUAGGCCUAGGAGCAGCGUCCCGAUCUUGCGGUUGUCGUCGAAGUUCAUCCUACCCGCGGCGACGUCGUGGAAGUAAAUGUGCGAUUGAAACCUCCAUCAUGC
Messenger RNA from Aphanomyces astaci, 1517 nucleotides. RefSeq lists its product as hypothetical. The record is from RefSeq and is a predicted model, not a curated record. NCBI's taxonomy places the organism in Eukaryota, Oomycota, Saprolegniomycetes, Saprolegniales, Verrucalvaceae. The coding region runs from base 64 to 996 and encodes 310 amino acids. Gene Ontology annotation, molecular function: protein binding. The transcript is spliced from 9 exons.